Molecule: messenger RNA, 900 nt
Organism: Letharia columbiana
Lineage: Eukaryota; Fungi; Ascomycota; Lecanoromycetes; Lecanorales; Parmeliaceae
Exons: 6
Coding region: 1-900 (299 amino acids)
Source: RefSeq, a predicted model, not a curated record
AUGAUCCUUCGGUCACCCUGCUGGCUUUCGCUCGCCCUCGCCUUCACGGUCUUGCUGCUGCAGUACGGUCGGGUAAAAGGAGACGCAGACAUUGAAAGUGUAAGGAUACAUCAUGAUUACGAAGAUAUGAGUGGGAGAGGUGGAGACCCCAAGGCGAAGUAUUGGCAUGAGUCGGUCUUCCAUCCACACUACGAUGGCCGCUUCACCGACCACACCCUCGAUUACGAGGAACAAAAAGCAAACCUGUCCCUCCUCAUGCAAUCAUACCUCUCGUCAAUGUCAGAUAUAGGCGCAGAAACAUGGAUCAUACACGGCACGCUCUUAGGCUGGUGGUGGAACCAAAAAAUCAUGCCCUGGGACUCCGACAUCGAUGUGCAAAUGACCAAUACUACAGUCCAUAUGCUCGCCAGGUACUACAACAUGACUAUCCAUACUUUCGAUAUUGGUGAUGAUGAGAAGAGGGAUUAUAUGUUAGAGGUCAACCCAAAGUAUACAGACCCGUCAUAUGAUGACACUCUCAACGUGAUCGAUGCAAGAUGGAUAGACAUCGAGACGGGCCUAUUCAUCGACAUAACGGCUGUGCGGCCACACCAGAGCAAAAAGGGAAUCAUAUGCUCCAAAGACCAGCACGAAGAAAAAGUCCAAGACCUCUUCCCUCUCCGCGACUCCCUCUUCGAAGACCAAGCCGUCAAAAUCCCCUAUAACUACGCUCGCCUGCUCACGCAAGAAUACGGCAAUGCUGCCCUCACAAAGGCCGAAUACUCGGACCACCGCUUCAACUCUACCAGCAUGGAGUGGGAGAAAUUCAUGUCAGUGAGCUCCCAAGAGAAAAUUGCUUGUCACGUUUCGCAGGCACUGCUGCGUGGUGGGAGAAGAGGAAGGAAGAAAUGCGCUGGCUGA